AUGGCUGCCCACAACGCCGAUUACGCUCGCAGUGCGUCGAACCAGAACGACCAUCCGGACGAGAAACAUUAUUCCAAAGAAUCUUUUGUGAAAGACAUUGAAGAGUGGAUUGACAAAUUAAAUGAAGAGAACGGAUUCCACAUCGUGAACACCUGGAGCGCAGUCCUCUAUUACGGUGUGGUUGCGAACGACUGUUUCGUUCCCUACUAA
Penicillium cosmopolitanum is the source of this 210-nucleotide messenger RNA. RefSeq lists its product as uncharacterized. The record is from RefSeq and is a predicted model, not a curated record. The transcript has 2 exons. Bases 1 to 210 code for a protein of 69 amino acids. NCBI's taxonomy places the organism in Eukaryota, Fungi, Ascomycota, Eurotiomycetes, Eurotiales, Aspergillaceae.